UCAAUUUAAAUGUUCCUUAAUACUUUAGAUCGCUAAAAUUGCUGAUCAAUGUGGUAUAAAUGAAGACAACGUCGUCCACGUCCUCAAUUACCUUAAUGAUCUUGGAAUCAUCCUGUAUUCGCCCACUAACAAGAAAUUGAAGAACACUGUGAUUAUUAACAUCCAUAUGCUGAUUGGCAUCUUCAUGAAAAUCAUCACAGUUGUGGAACCUGAUGAUGUUAAGACUGCUCCAGUAAUGAUACAGUAUUGGCGUAAGUUCGACGAAGAAGGAAUUCUUGCGGAACAGCUAGUGCGUCACUUGUGGAGAACAGACCUUACUGCUAAUCAAGAUGAUAAUGACGUCAUCUUUGAGGACUUCAUUGAAAUUAUGAAGACAUUUGGACUACUCUUCGAAAAGGGAUCUCGAGAGAGUGAUAGAGUCUUCAUCGUUCCAUCACGGAUGAAAAUCAAAACUGGCGACUUACAAGUUAGAAAAGAUGAAGAGCAAAUGGUAUCGGUCUAUGUGACCCCGAAAGACUUCCUCCCUGAUGCUGUGUACAGUGUCUUGGUAGUGAAAUUCCUUGAAUUAAGCCAGGACAAAGAAUGUACUGGCGACCCAGAGUUGUUUCAGAACCAGGCUAAAAUAGGAUUCGACAACAUGCAUUACCUAAGGCUGGGAGUUGUGCGCAUUAGCAACAAACGAUCAUUGAAGUUGGAAAUAACACGGAGAACAGAGAUAGAUGAAAACGGUAAAAGGAAACCAGCAUCAAAGCCAGAACCUAUCGCCUGCAUGGAGAUCUUACAUGUGCUUAAGCGUCAUCUUACUGACUUAUAUCCUGCUAAGGGUGAUGUCGGUUGCACCCUCACUAUUCUUUGUCCAAUUUGCUCAGUUAGUUCAAACCAGGGACAGGGACAGCGCCACCUCCAAAAUUUAGACGAUUGCUUAAAGUAUGAUUCAAUUCCAUGUGGAACAUGUUCUAUGUCAACUGCUAAGAUUCGGUUAUAUUUCAAAGCAGAAUUGAGCUUCAGUAAAGAAAUUAGAAAUUCCUACGCACUCCAAGCAUUAACCACUGACCUGGGAACUGAGCAAAUGCGAAAGUAUUUCAUGAGGAAAGGUAAGCUGAGAGGCAAACAUGAGGUCGGAAAGUUUCUGUCAUGGCAGAGAAAAAAUGGACCCUUAAGGGAUGUAGACUUUGGAGACGAAGCAACAAAGAUCUUCAUUGACGAUGUGGACAUCGACUCGUUCGAUAUUACCAUCCUGAUGUCCUUAAUUCAACAUUGCUUUAAUCUUCAAGGCGAUAAAUUCUGGGAGAAUCCACCAGAUGUUCAAGACAAAUCCGAACUGGCAAAUUUGAGACGCAUUCAACUGUACAAAGAAAGCACUCUAGACUGCAGUCAUAGCAACAGGACUACAGAUGUAGAGUUUGACAAACAGUGGAAGGAACUUGCCACGAUCUUUAGAAAUAUCGGAGUUACCAAUGAAGACAUUGAGAAAUACCACAAGCUAAGCAUAGCACAACCAGUUAGAGGAUUUGAGCAGGAAAACGUUGAAGAAAUCAGAAAUUUCCAAGUUAUUCUAUCAGCUGUCGUUGAUGUCGGCACUGUAACUAUGAGGGAAUACUUCUUGGAGGUUGCUAAUCAAGGCAAGACAAAACAAAACAAGGCUACUAAACUAGACAAAAAAGAAGUUGGACGAUAUCUGAUGAAUGAGAAAGGAAAAGGUAGCUUCAAAAAUGUAAAAAUUACUCCUGAGCAGAACGCAAAGAUGUUCACACCAACAGCUGACAUUGACACGUUCGAUAUCUCAAUUAUGUAUUUGAUAAUCCGUAACUGUUGUAGCAUUCCAUACUCAUUUUGGAAAGAUCCAGAUAGAUUGCCUAGCUUGGUGCACAUCCAUCGCUACAGGAACACAACGCUUGCACAUGCUGCCAACAGUAAAAUGACAAAUAAAGAAUUUGAGAUCGAAUGGAAGAAAGUGAGAGCAAUGCUACACGCUGCUGGUGCUUCUUUAAAUGACAUUGACAAAUAUAUGGGGCUAAGAUUUAUAAACUAAACUAAUACGCCUAAAGGCAUGGAAAGGCGAAACAGGUAUGGUUAGAUAUUACUGUACUAUCAUGUACAACACUCAACCGACGUCAUGGAACUGACUCACUGACGUCAUCAUAACUGAAUCAAAUUUUGUGCAAUGCAUGGAUUUUCUUUUUUUGUGUAUUUGUAAAUUCGAUAAUGAAACAAUUAUUUUAAAUUGAUGCAGUACUGUAUAAUAUAAUAUUUUACUUUUCGUGAAUUUCUGAUGUUUUCAAUUUUAAUGUAGCUUUUCCUGUCUUGUACUAAUGCUUGGUUAAUGUUUUAUAUUUUGUAUAAUAUGUAUUUUUGUAAAUAGGCCUAUAAUGUAGCCUUGGUUGCGAUUUUAAUACAAGAGAUACAAGAAACAGAAACUCAUUCAGAUCACUUACACCGGCACGUAUUCUCAACUACGCCCUCUCUUUUAAAGCUGCAUUCACAUUGAGUCUGAUCUGAAAUUUGGACCGCUUUUCCGUUACGCCGAACGCCGGCGGCCCUAUUCUUACAUGCUGAUCCGAUUCUAUGAUCGGUUCGGUAGGCUUUGGGAUUCCGUCGAUGUAAAUGCUUAAGCCUUCUUAUAAACUACACGACAAAGAAAUAACGGCAUAAUAAACUUUAGAUGGCAACUAUGUAUAUUAAACGUGUCGUCACUGCGCAUACAGUAGGCUAUGAUAAUAAUAAUAAUAAAUAAUAAUAAUAUUUCGUUCUUAUAUAGCGCUUCAUGCCUUUACAAGGCCUCUAAGCGCUUCACAUUACUACCCCGGUCAUUGGAUCAAACACAUAUGGAACACAU
Molecule: messenger RNA, 2836 nt
Organism: Anneissia japonica
Lineage: Eukaryota; Metazoa; Echinodermata; Crinoidea; Comatulida; Comatulidae
Exons: 7
Coding region: 167-2032 (621 amino acids)
Source: RefSeq, a predicted model, not a curated record